Porites lobata is the source of this 609-nucleotide messenger RNA. Lineage: Eukaryota; Metazoa; Cnidaria; Anthozoa; Scleractinia; Poritidae. The record is from the annotation of a GenBank genome assembly.
GGAACCCGAGAUGGUGAGCACCACGGUGGACAACGCCCCUGCUUUUUACAAUUACGAGACAAGUACAAACAAGAAUUGGUGGAAGAUACCCGCUUGACCAAAGCCGCCGAUUUAGCGGCCAAACAACAUGUGCUCUUGACCAGCGAUGCCCCCGAUGCUUGGAAACGGCCUCAACUCAAAGCCGUGAGCCGUCAAUUACGCCAUUGGACCAAAAAAGUUCGCCAACCAUUUGGGGCCCCGACCGGUGGUGUGAGCGCGACAGGGGCCGCGACCCCUGGCGACGAUGAUUUUGAGGCGGGCCCAAUGCAGGCGUGGUUCACGCAAUUGGUCAAGGUGACCCAGGGUAUAAAACAAGGGUCCACGCCUGGAGGACCCAGAAAACCACCUGUCCCGCCCAAACCAAACAUCACUCCCAGUGCCAAAAAGAAACUCAAGUUUACGCCCAAGGUGAGCAGUGCCGAGUUGUUUUCAGAGGACGUUGCCCCGAGACCUUGGGACACCCCCUCCUUAGCUGUCAAGCGCAAAAUCAGACAGAAAGCCAAAGAGGUGGCAGAAAAGAAAGCCGCAGGUCUGGCCAAGAAAGCCUUGGAUUGGAAAACGUGGAAAACC